This is a messenger RNA of Mus caroli (Ryukyu mouse), 3885 nucleotides long. It is a transcript of the gene Cnr2, whose product is annotated as cannabinoid receptor 2. Gene Ontology annotation, biological process: G protein-coupled receptor signaling pathway. Gene Ontology annotation, molecular function: cannabinoid receptor activity. Gene Ontology annotation, cellular component: membrane. NCBI's taxonomy places the organism in Eukaryota, Metazoa, Chordata, Mammalia, Rodentia, Muridae. The record is from RefSeq and is a predicted model, not a curated record.
GGCACAUGUCACAGCAAAAGGAUGUAAACUUUACAGAGGUCAAGUGAGUUGCAGGACAGCAUACACCCGGGCCAGAUUAGAACCCAAGUUUCUGGAGUCUAAGGUCUAUGUCUAUGCCCUCCCCUGGCCAGAGUUCCUAAGAAGAGAGAAUUCAACCGCAGGGCAAGAACACUGUGGCACUGAGGACCCAGAGGGGAAGUGGUAACCGGGACGGAAGGCCAGACCUCCUCUCACUCACUUAUCUGCGCCAGACCUCCUCUCACUCACUCAUCUGCGAAAGUGUGAAAGCAAGAAACCCCAGGCUGGAGCUGCAGCUCUUGGGACCUACGUGGGGGUCCCUGCUGGGUCUCCAGAUCUGAAUACAGAAUAGCCAGGACAAGACUCCACAAGACCCUGGGGCCCAGCGGCUGACAAAUGACCCCCAGUCUCCUGGGACAGCUCCAGUAGAAGAAGCCAAAGCCCGUCCAUGGCGGGAUGCCGGGAGACAGAAGUGACUAAUGGCUCCGACGGUGGCUUGGAGUUCAACCCCAUGAAGGAGUACAUGAUCCUGAGCGGUGGCCAGCAGAUCGCUGUGGCGGUGCUGUGCACCCUGAUGGGGCUGCUGAGCGCCCUGGAGAACAUGGCCGUGCUCUAUCUUAUCCUGUCCUCCCGGCGGCUCCGCAGAAAGCCCUCUUACCUGUUCAUCAGCAGCUUGGCUGGAGCUGACUUUCUGGCCAGUGUGAUCUUCGCCUGCAACUUUGUCAUCUUCCACGUCUUCCAUGGGGUCGACUCCAACGCUAUCUUCCUGCUGAAGAUCGGCAGUGUGACCAUGACCUUCACGGCCUCUGUGGGCAGCCUGCUGCUGACCGCUGUUGACCGCUACCUAUGUCUGUGUUACCCGCCUACCUACAAAGCUCUAGUCACCCGUGGGAGGGCACUGGUGGCUCUCUGUGUCAUGUGGGUCCUCUCAGCAUUGAUCUCUUACCUGCCGCUCAUGGGGUGGACUUGUUGCCCUAGUCCCUGCUCUGAGCUUUUUCCACUGAUCCCUAACGACUACCUACUGGGCUGGCUUCUAUUCAUUGCCAUCCUCUUUUCCGGCAUCAUCUAUACCUAUGGGUACGUCCUCUGGAAAGCCCACCGGCAUGUAGCCAGCUUGGCUGAGCACCAGGACAGGCAGGUACCUGGGAUAGCUCGGAUGCGGCUAGACGUGAGGUUGGCCAAGACUCUGGGCCUGGUCCUGGCUGUGCUGCUCAUAUGCUGGUUCCCUGCACUGGCUCUCAUGGGCCACAGCCUGGUCACCACGCUGAGUGACCAGGUCAAGGAGGCCUUCGCCUUCUGUUCCAUGCUGUGCCUUGUUAACUCUAUGGUCAAUCCUAUCAUUUACGCCCUGCGGAGUGGAGAGAUCCGCUCUGCUGCCCAAAACUGCCUGAUAGGCUGGAAGAAGUAUCUACAGGGCCUUGGACCUGAGGGGAAAGAAGAAGCCCCAAGGUCCUCGGUUACAGAAACAGAGGCUGAUGUGAAAACCACCCAGGAGCCGGAAUCCAGAACUCCAGGCUGCUCCAAUUGCUGACACCACCUGUCUUUCUACUGGAAACAGCCCGAGUCAGAAGUCCUUUCAGUUCAGUCCCUCGAAGAGAGAGGGGUUCCAGACCCAGAUUCUUUCUGUAGCUAGCUCUAGGGUAAUGGAAACAGAGCCCCACCUUUUGCUAAGGAAUGCUGGUUUCAUGGCUGGAAGGUGGCCUGCUCAUGCCUACAUUUUCCAGUCUGUGGAGAGGGGCCUGUAAGAAUGGCGGGUUCUGUUCACAUCAAAUCAGGAAACCCUUCUGACUCCAAAGACCUAGAGGCCAGAGGGGCCUCCAGAGAUGACAAUAAAGGAUUCAGGAGAUCUGUGAAGACAAGGGACCUGUUCUCCUGGAAUCUAGAGUACCCCAGCCGUGGGGCCACUGCCCACAACUUCAUAGAUGUCCAUGUCUUCCAUAGUGUGGAUUCUAGACUGUCCUGCUGAAGAUAAAGAGACCAGCUACUUCUGGUUCCUGCUUCAUCCUCUGUGGCUGUAGAGCUAUGUGAGGCUCCACCUUCAGGCCACCCUUGCCUCUUGAGGGUCAAGAAUUAUGAUGCCCUAAGGACCAAGGAUGUUCGCUUACUUCCUUCAGACAGAGUCAGGAGCUGUCAGCUCAGGGUAUCCUGUUGUUGGGAAAGGGCCCUCCUGACAUCCUGAUAAGCCUUGAAAGUCAUUAUGACCUUAGGUCCUUAGGGGCACAGAGGAAGCUGGGUUCACUGGAGGUACAGUCGUCAGAGAACUCUAUUCCUUGUGACAUUUUGCUGUGUCUCACACAGCUGUAUCCCAGUCUUGCCUAGCUUCAGUACAAAGCAAGAUAUUCACACAGAUUCUUUGGGUCCUAGGCUGUUCCUAGUGAUGCUUGGCUCAGCCACCCCUGGCCUCUUCCACACUCUGGCCCUGAAGGAUUAGCAGGAGUUGGGAGGGAAGAUUUCCUGCUGCAAACCAGGCAUCCUAGGUCCACAGCCCCAUGCUGUGUCUCUGGGUGCCUGCAUUUACCCUUCAGUCAAGGUUGCAGUCCCAACAGAUGGAGGUUCAAGGUGCUGCUGGUGGCAGGAGGGGUAGGUGGCACUGGGGACCACAGACACAGUGAAAGGAAAACACUUAAAACAUGUAAUACUUUUGCUUUUAGAAGAUCCAGCCUGCAGACAGGACUUCCCCAUUGCCCAAAGGAGCUAACCGGGUGGUGUUCAGUGCAAAGAAAAAUCAGCCUCCCUAAUAAAGCAAGGCAGUCAACUGGGCUAUACAGCCUCUCCAAUGCUUCUGCAAGAUGACAGUUUUCUCUGUGAAGGUCAACGGCGUCUCAUUUUCUUCUUCCCAAGACAAAUUCUGUGCAUCAAAAGCCGCUGCAAAUUCUAAUCGCUAUUUGGGAGGAUCAGGGGAAGAAGUCGAUUUGCCCACGCUUAGUGUUUUAGACCGUAUUUCAACAUCAACUUGGGGGAGGAAGAGACAGAAAAGAGACAGUGUUUCCUUAUUACUCCUCAAAGGAGGAAGUGCUUGGUUCAAUACCGUUUCCACAGCUGUGAAUUCCUGCACCAGCUUUGGCCCACACUUAUGUGGUCUUGGGCAACCCCCACCCUUUACCUUGUUUUGAUUUCCUUCUCAGUAAAUUGGGGAUGGUGGGGAAGAAGAUGCUCUCCAGGGCCAUUAAAACCUCUCACUGCUCUAACACGCUGUGGUUAUCUCUGCAACCAUGGAGACCGUUGUGCCAUAUGGACCAUAUGACUUCUGGCUCGCAUACUUCCUGAAGUUAUGGGCACACACCAUAUACCAUUGGGCGUGUGCUGACUGUAGAGGAAUUAGGUGACUGGCCAUAUUAGAGAUUUUCCCAGGGCAAGAGAGUUCUCUUGGCUCUCAAUUUUUUCUGGUCCCACAUGCCUCAGUGGUCCCCUGUGUGUGGGUCAGGCAAGCUUGUUUAGUGGUGCCAGACUGAAGCUCCGGCCUUCCGGUGUACCAAGCAAGUGCUGUACUUCCGGUGUACCAAGCAAGUGCUGUACUUCCUGUGUACCAAGCAAGUGCUGUACUUCCGGUGUACCAAGCAAGUGCUGUACUUCCGGUGUACCAAGCAAGUGCUGUACUUCGGAGUCAGGUUUUCUUCAGUUAGAUGUUCACUAAUCUCUCUGAGAGACCCUCAAAGUUUUUGAGGUGUAGCUCAGUCAGUAGAGUGCUGCAUCUGCAUGAGCAAAUCUCUGGGUUCAAAGGUCAGUACUACCUAAAACCAGGAAUGGCAGUGCCACCCCCUACCUGUAACCAGCACUCCUGAGGUACAAGCAGGAAGAUCAGGAAUGCAAAGUUACUGUAGCUGUAAGUUCGAAGCCAGCCUGAGCUGAGUUGAGACCCCCCUUAUC